AUGAAUGAUGAAAUGUUUGAAGAAAGGAUUCUAUUUUGGUGCAGACAACGGUCACUCUGGGAUCAGGAAUGGAACAGCAUGCACGAUGGUCGUGCCAGGGUUAGAAGACGACGUGGUGAAAGGAGGAAUCCACAGUUUUUUGUUGAAAGACAUGUUCAUCACACUGUUGGAGUUAUGGUUUGGGGUGCUAUAGCUUAUGGUUCCAGGUCACCUUUAAUCUUCAUCAGAGGUAACAUGAACGCGCAGCAUCCAACUUUCCAACAAGAUAAUGCCCGACCACAUGUUGCAAGAGUCACAAUAGACUUCUUUCAACAUAAUGAUGUCACAUUGUUACCAUGGCCACCAAGAUCUCCCGACUUAUCCCCAAUUGAGCACGUGUGGGAUAUGAUGGGUAGGAGAUUGCUCAAUUUGCAACGUCCUCCUCAGACUCUAGAAGCACUUCGAGAGGAGUUGGUGGUUGCCUGGAAUGAGAUACCACAGGAGGACAUUGACCACCUGACCAGAACCAUGCCUAGGCGCGUUGGAGAAUGCGUAGCACAUCAGGGUGCAUCCACACAUUAUUAA
Messenger RNA from Acanthoscelides obtectus, 564 nucleotides. The record is from the annotation of a GenBank genome assembly. NCBI's taxonomy places the organism in Eukaryota, Metazoa, Arthropoda, Insecta, Coleoptera, Chrysomelidae.